UCCGCUGCGCCGGCCGGCCGCCGACUUGUCUCCGGCCCGGCGGUCAGCUGUGGGUCAGCCUCUGCCCAGCGGCCACUCGGCUGCAGGCGAUCUGUGGUGCGACCCACUACUCAUGGACCCGUCCGGCUCGACCCCGCUCACGCCAGCCGCGCUGGGCACCGCCGCGCCACCUAUCGUCGAGGAGACGGUGAUGUCAUCUAGCACCGUUUCGGAUGUCUGCCAUCAGGCGGCGCUCUGGCGGCUGUGCACCGCGCGCAUUCAGCGCCAGGUGGUCGAGCUGCACAGCGUGGCGCCCUGGUACGGCACCGUGUACGCCCUGCUGGUGAUCGUCACGUACGUGCUCGCCUGCCUGAUCCUGCUGACCAGAGCCGGCUCCACACUCAGCUACAGAGGGCGCAGCGCCGUGCAGGCGUGUCGCGUGCUGUCGCGGUCGGGCCGGUGCCGUCGGCUGGCCUCCCGUGACGCUACGGCCAGCACCGCCGAUGGCUGCAGUUCUGAGUCGGCGCUGGCCAGCGAAGCGAGUCCCCACCACGGCCAGCCACUGCAGUCGGAAGUCUGAGGCGGCUGCAGCUCGGACUGGCCACUGCAGUCGGAAGUCUGCGAAGACUGCAGCUCGGACUGGCCACUGCAAUGACGCCGUCGCAGCUAGCGACGGCACACGCACAGCUGCGGCAGGCUGUGAGCUGAUGCCACUGGCGGCACAUGCUCGGCUGCGGCGGGCUG
Messenger RNA from Pollicipes pollicipes, 723 nucleotides. RefSeq lists its product as uncharacterized. The transcript has 3 exons. The record is from RefSeq and is a predicted model, not a curated record. The coding region runs from base 113 to 559 and encodes 148 amino acids. NCBI's taxonomy places the organism in Eukaryota, Metazoa, Arthropoda, Thecostraca, Pollicipedomorpha, Pollicipedidae.